Messenger RNA from Camelina sativa (false flax), 740 nucleotides. RefSeq lists its product as uncharacterized. Lineage: Eukaryota; Viridiplantae; Streptophyta; Magnoliopsida; Brassicales; Brassicaceae. The record is from RefSeq and is a predicted model, not a curated record.
UAAAAAAAAAAAAAACCAGAUUCGUCGUUGAACUCAGAUUGAUUCCGCGAAGAAGAAAGAUGGAGAAGAAGGAGGAGAAGAAAUCUCAGAUUUCGUCAACGGAAGCUGUUCUUCUCGGAGCUCUAGCUCCAGGCGUUAACGGUCCAACAUGGAACACUCUGAGAUUCGCGUUUCUACUACUGGGUCUUUGUCUAGCUUUCAUGCUCUCUGUAGCUUUCACCAGUGGCCAGUCUAUGUUGCUUGUUCAUGUUGGUUUUCUGAUUAUCAUCGCUGCUUCUCUCUUUAUCCUUCUCAAUUGGUUUCUUGAUCAGACAGGCUUAGUACAAGUGGAGACACAAAUGCAAGAGCUGAAUUUGCUACCUAAUGAUAAAACCAAAUGACACAAAUGCACACACCGGUAGAGGCAGACACGUGUGUAACAGAACAGUUAACUACAGAUACUCUUUCCUUGGUACUAGCAUAUAGGAGGAUUGGAUUUGGUACAACAAGAAGAUCCAGUUUCUAUUGUUGGUACAUAGCUUUUUUGGCACUCUUUCUUGUUACUCUUUCCUUGGUACUCUCUUCUUGUUUCCUUUUCUUUCUUUGGAUUGAGGAAAGAACAAGGGAACUGAAACAAGAACUUCGUCUUGAUCAGGAUUUUACUUGCUCGAUUCUCCAACAUUAGUUCCUCUUUUUUUGGUUUCCUUUAUUCCUUCCAUGUAAGAAGAUUAUUAUUAUUGUAUACUGAUUGUUAUCAUACG